AUGUUGCUCGCAUUUGUUAAAUCAAUAUGGGUAACAUGGGCAUCCAAGCUUUCAGUAUCACGGAGCAGCAGCGUAUCGAGCAUCGCGCAGAGGACACUGCUGCCAGCCCUGUUUCAGGCUCGAAAAGCGCAAAGCGAGCCGUUGUCACAUCAAGACAACACAGCGCGAUCGAGGCACUCGCGUUCGCGGUACAACGAUGAAAAGCCCUGCCUCGUAUUUGGACCGGAUAAUGGCAGCCACAAUGCCUGCUUUUUUUGUCGAGUCGAGUUCCCCGACGAUGCCACCAAAUGGGUAGUUCAGAUGCCGAUUGAGCUAGCUCUCCAUCGGCCAUGGGACAAGCUGAUAAGCGAAGUGGCCACUUCGAAGCACCUACAAAAGCACACAACUAUAUCUAUACCAGUCGUUCGCGCAUAUGGCCGAGGCGAAAGCCUAGCUUGCGACGACACUGCGCAAAUGUUUCUGGUUUCCAACUACAUCCGCGGCAGGCCCCUUGAGCCACCCAUGCUUUUCCAACUUGAGCAGUCCAUUCGCACACGGCUGUACAACCAGAUCCAUGACGCCUUCUUGCAGCUCCGGCAGCUCGAAUUCUCUACGAUGGGCUCUUUGACACAUUGGACGGGCAGGGCGAACCAGUGGUUGGCGAUAUGCUCACCUUUGCCGACAACGAGCUCUCCGUUUGUCGACAUUUAUAGCUGCGCGGGACUAUCUGAAAAGGCACCUCGAAACGCACUUCCACAAUCUCAUCACCGACGAGCUAGACAAAGGCCCGUUUGUCCUGAAUUCACGGGGACAUGCGCCUACCAUACAUCAUCGUCGAACCUGCAAGUCCAGGGGUUCCUCGACUGGGAGUUCUCCAACAUUGUACCGCUGCCGCUGUUUGCGCCUCCGUCAUGGGCCACCGACCACGACGAUCCGGGGCUGCACUACCUGAGUUUCGACUUCCGCACAGAGCUGCACAGGGCCGCAACUUCAGCGCGACGCAUUCCGAGCUCUUACACGAGUGGUAUCCAAGCCGAAACCUCGAGCCCAGCACGGCUUUCAGUAUUGCGCUCAUUGUGCGCUUUACUAGUCAUGUGGCGGACGUGUUCCACCGGAGAUUUGCGAAAGAAUUCGGAGACGGACUGCAUGAGGCAAUCUCUGGAUUCUUCAACGCUAACAAAGACUAUGCCGCCGAGGCCAAGCGGAGAGCAGAGAGAAACGCAGCAAUAA
Cordyceps militaris CM01 is the source of this 1209-nucleotide messenger RNA. RefSeq lists its product as uncharacterized. Bases 1 to 1209 code for a protein of 402 amino acids. The transcript is spliced from 3 exons. The record is from RefSeq and is a predicted model, not a curated record. Lineage: Eukaryota; Fungi; Ascomycota; Sordariomycetes; Hypocreales; Cordycipitaceae.